AUGGCGCUUCACAUCUCCUCCUAUGCUUAUUCUUCAUCGUGGAUUCAACGUCACGACAUUCCACCGCUCAAAGCUGCGCCGCCGCCGCGAACUGCAGGAUGGAACCAGAAAUUUGGGAUCCUUACUUGUAAAUCAAGUGCUGAAGGUGAUUUAUAUAUAUAUUUGUUCAAUCAACUGCUGCAGGAUUAUUUGCUAGAUGCGCCGGUUUCUUUUGGCGAUGGAUUCUCUUUCAGUGGAGGGAAGUAUUCCGAUGAGCCAAAUCCAGCGGAUGAAUGGUUCAAUAAAGGGAAAAUUGUGAAAGCUUACUUUGUUUCUGGGACGGGGGAGGAAGCAAAAGAUCCCAUAUUUGGACUCAAGAUGGGAAGUGGGUCUCAGGCCUCUGGUGAUAUUUUCAGAUGGUUCUGCAUUGAAAGUGGAAGCAAAACUAAUCCUCCUGUUUUAUUAAUCCAUGGUUUCCCCUCUCAGGCAUAUUCUUACCGGAAAGUUCUUCCUAUCCUUUCCAAGAACUAUCAUGCUGUUGCUUUUGAUUGGUUAGGCUUUGGAUUUUCGGACAAGCCUCAACCUGGUUAUGGUUUUAACUAUACACUGAAUGAAUUUGUAACGUCUUUGAAUUCUGUCAUUGAAGAACUUGCAAUUGAGAAAGUAUCUAUUGUUGUCCAGGGUUAUUUUUCACCGGUUGUCGUGAAAUAUGCUAGCAGUCACCAGGAAAAGAUUGACAAUCUCAUACUUCUGAAUCCUCCUCUAACAGAAAAACAUGCGAAGCUACCAUCAACUUUGUCAGUCUUCAGUAACUUUUUACUAGGUGAAAUAUUUUGUCAGGAUCCAUUGAGGGCAAGUGAUAAAGUAUUGACAAGCUCGGGGCCUUACAAAAUGAAAGAAGAUGAUGCAAUGGUGUACAGAAGGCCUUACCUUACUUCAGGUUCUUCAGGAUUUGCACUGAAGGCGAUAACUAAGGCAAUGAAGAAGGGACUAAAGAACUCUGUUGAAGAAAUGAGAGGGAUACUAAGUGAUGAAAAGUGGAAGGUCAAAACAACUAUAUGUUGGGGACAAAGAGACCGAUGGUUAGACUAUGAUGGAGUUGAAGAGUUCUGCAAAGUUUCAAAACAUAGGCUCAUUCAACUUCCCAUGGCAGGGCAUCAUGUGCAAGAGGAUAGCGGUGAAGAGGUUGGCCAAAUCAUUGCUAGUAUCAUCCGCAGGAAUAGUUAAAAUGCAUGCCACCAAUUGCUUCUCUUCUAAAUUUUUAAAGGAGACUAUUUAUGCAGAAAGACUGCCCAAUUCGCUUGUUUCUUGAACA
Molecule: messenger RNA, 1294 nt
Organism: Impatiens glandulifera
Lineage: Eukaryota; Viridiplantae; Streptophyta; Magnoliopsida; Ericales; Balsaminaceae
Product: cis-3-alkyl-4-alkyloxetan-2-one decarboxylase
Exons: 13
Coding region: 1-1206 (401 amino acids)
Molecular function (GO): epoxide hydrolase activity
Source: RefSeq, a predicted model, not a curated record